Tripterygium wilfordii is the source of this 1842-nucleotide messenger RNA. RefSeq names its product xanthotoxin 5-hydroxylase CYP82C4-like. The transcript has a single exon. Gene Ontology annotation, molecular function: iron ion binding; oxidoreductase activity, acting on paired donors, with incorporation or reduction of molecular oxygen; heme binding. Bases 1 to 1785 code for a protein of 594 amino acids. The record is from RefSeq and is a predicted model, not a curated record. Gene Ontology annotation, biological process: defense response to other organism. Lineage: Eukaryota; Viridiplantae; Streptophyta; Magnoliopsida; Celastrales; Celastraceae.
AUGAUCAUGCCAAUUGUUACUACUUUGGCCUUCGCAUUGCUUAUCAUCUUUCUUUUUUCAAUAUCAAGCAAGCCAAGGAUUAGUACUAAGAGAGAUGCCCCUCCACAAGUUCCCGGUGCAUGGCCUUUGAUUGGACAUCUCCAUCUCUUUAGGCCUUCAUUGAAGAAGGCAUUCCACAUAAUAUUAGGAGACAUGGCAAACAAAUAUGGCCCAAUUUUCGCGAUCAAUUUGGGGGUUAAACGUUUUGUCGUUGUGAGUAAUUCAGAGAUUGCUAAAGAGUGCUUUACUACAAAUGACAAAAUCCUCGGUGGCCGUUCAAAAACUCUAUCCUCCAAGAUCAUGGGGUACAACCAUGCUCUUAUGAUAGCUAGACCUUGUAGCGAUCUUUGGCGUAACAUGCGCAAGAUCAUGACACUCGAGCUUCUCUCGAAUCAAAAGCUCGAGAUACUCAAACCUGUGGGAGAAUCUAUAUUGAACACGUUCGUGAAGGAUAUAUAUGAUCGAAAUAGGGUGUGUGAUGAUAAGAAUGUGGUGGUGGAGAUGACGAGAUGGUUUGAAGACAUUAACAUGAGUGUUAUUUUUAGGAUGUUAGCGGGGAAGUCUUAUUGUUCAGGCCCUUGGGGGGAUGUAUCGGAGGAGGAGAAGGAGAAGAACGAGCGUUUUGUGGAGGCGUUCCAUCGUUUUUUUGAGUUGGCUUCUAGUUCUUCGAUGGUGGAUUCAAUACCGUAUUUGGGGUGGUUGUAUUCUAGAUGGAUUAUAAUGGACUUGAAGGGGACGGCCGAGGAUCUAGAUCAACUUCUUCAAGGAUGGGUUGAAGAACAUAAGCAUAAGAGGUUGUUAGGGGAGGGAAAAGGAAAGGAAGACUUCAUUUAUGCAAUGCUAUCUAUUCUUGAUGAAGAUAAAGAGCUUCUCAAUGAUUAUGAUCUUGAUACCAUCAUUAAGUCUACAUGCCUGGUACACGAUCCUCUUUCUCUCUCUUGUUGUAGUUUUUCCUCUCUUAAAAUUGUGGGUUCAAUUCUUACCGAGUAUGUACAUGAAAUUUCCAUAUGCUUUCCUUUUCUGACACACAUGAUUUGUGAGUUAUUACGUGCACCCAUGAUUUACCUAGUGCGCAUUCAAAUGCCCGAUUUAGCUUUCGCUGAUGGGUUUAUUUUGCAGGCAAUUAUAAUUGGAGCAGCAGAUGCCAAUGUUCUGACAUUGACAUGGGCUUUAUCUUUAUUGCUCAAUAAUCCACAUGUUUUACACAAAGCCCAACAAGAAUUAGACACUCAUGUUGGCAAGGAAAGGCAAGUCCAAGAUUCAGAUCUACAAAACCUGGUGUACCUCCAAGCCAUUCUUAAAGAAACGCUGCGUUUAUAUCCUCCAGGUCCAGUCGGUGCACCGCAUCAAGCAAUGCAAGAUUGUACUAUAAGUGGUUACUAUGUCUCUGCUGGGACGGACGUCUUGGUCAAUCUUUCGAAGCUACAUCGAGAUCCGAUUACAUGGCCCGAUCCAAAUGCCUAUCGACCCGAAAGGUUUCUGACGAGUAUUCAUAAGGAUUUUGAUUUCAGAGGACACAAUUAUGAAUUGAUACCGUUUAGUGCCGGGAGAAGAAUGUGCCCUGGAAUCUCUUAUGGUCUUCAAGCUACGCAACUCACACUUGCUAAAUUGUUGCACUGUUUUGACAUUGAGAACGCUAAGGAUGGACCAAUUGACAUGACUGAGUCUUUGCUGUUGACCAACCUUAAAGAGACCAAACUUGAUGUACUUCUUUCUCCUCGCCUUCCUGCCCAUGUGUAUGAUUGAAUUUCAACUUUGAAAUUAUCAUGGUUACUCUGUCUUUGCUAUUGUGUGCUUGUAAUA